Oryza sativa Japonica Group (Japanese rice) is the source of this 1083-nucleotide messenger RNA. Its product is annotated as mitochondrial inner membrane protease ATP23. Gene Ontology annotation, biological process: mitochondrial protein processing; mitochondrial proton-transporting ATP synthase complex assembly. Lineage: Eukaryota; Viridiplantae; Streptophyta; Magnoliopsida; Poales; Poaceae. Gene Ontology annotation, molecular function: metalloendopeptidase activity. The record is from RefSeq and is a predicted model, not a curated record.
CGGGACAUACCGGCCGAAGGCGACUAAACCUAGCAAACCAAACCCCCACCUCCCACCUCCCCGGAGCCGCCGCGCCGCCGCCGGAGCGAGCCAGUGAGCGAUGGCCGGGACGGGCGGAAGAACCGGCGAGCCGGAGGCCACCGGAGUGGAGGCAGCCUCCGCCCCAGAGCGCUCCGAAUCCAGCCGAUGCAUGCCGUUCGAGGACUGCGUCGCCGGCAUCAAGUCGUCUCUCAAAAAUCCGACGGUGCGGUUCCUGAUGGAGCGGAUGGAUAAGGCCGGCUGCCCGAUGCCGCCGGGGAUGAUCACGGCGAGGAACUGCGGGACUGCCGAUAAGAAUGGUUCCUACGGUUCCCGGAUAGGGAUAACGGUUUGCUGUGAAGAAAUACGAUAUAAAGAUGAGAUAACUCAGCUAUUAAUUCACGAAUUAAUACAUGCCUAUGAUGAUUGUGUUGUCAAGGACAUGGAUUGGAAGAACUGUGCUCACCAUGCUUGCUCCGAGGUAAUAAAUUCUUACCAUAUUCGAGCUAACCACCUUAGUGGUGACUGCCAUUAUAAACGUGAAUUGUUGCGUGGCUUCAUGAAGAUGAGGGGGCAUGAGCAAGAAUGUGUUAAACGGCGGGCUCUGAUGUCUCUCAGGAACAACCCACACUGUUCAGGGACAGCUGCAAAAGAUGCAGUUGAGGCUGUAUGGAGUAUAUGCUACAAUGAUACACGCCCAUUUGAUAGGGCUCCAUGAUAUUAUUGGCAACAUUACAAGAAGCCAUGAAUUAAGAUUGUGCACCCCUGCUGGGGAUAAUUUUGUUCCCCUUCAGUCAAUUGUAGUUAAGCAAAGAACUUAUUUUUUUGCUGGAGCAAAGCUGUAUUAGGCUAUAAGUCAUGACUCGAGUUCAUGAACAUUGUAGUGAAUUAGCUCAUAUGAUGAUUCUAUUAUCUUUUGCAUUACAUAGUUGGACAAAGUAUAAUAAGCUCCUAGAAAAGACUUGUGCCAUGGGUUACUUCUUCAUGAGGUAAACGCUACUGUCUUGUUCGAGGUGUUUCUGUUUUUGCUUCUCUUCUGAAAUUCAAAACAUGUGUAAAUGCGUA